Echinostoma caproni is the source of this 780-nucleotide messenger RNA. The record is from the annotation of a GenBank genome assembly. NCBI's taxonomy places the organism in Eukaryota, Metazoa, Platyhelminthes, Trematoda, Plagiorchiida, Echinostomatidae.
AUGCGUUUAUCGAAGGAAGCCGCGCGGAUGCUUGCAAUCCCGAAUGCUGGAGGCAGCUCUGUCGUAUCUGAAGUGUUCUCCUUUGCGAUCCUUGCUCGAUAUCUGCGCGCCAAUUUACACAAGAUGGAAACCGAGAUUGAUUACUUCCCAAAAGGUGGUGCAAUGACAGAUUAUGUGGUACGUAUGCGAGACCCGAUGCGCUUAGCACAAAGUCCGAUGCAUUUGGGUGUAUCGGUGGCUCGACUCAUGACCGCACCGGGACAACCGUACAGCGUGCAGGAAGCAGAACGUCUGUUGCGUAAGAAAUUACAUGGGAUUGCUCAAUCGAAUCGGAACUGUCAAGGCUGUUGGGAGCAACAAAUUCUGCACGUUUGGUCUUCGUCGGUCGUCAAUACAAAACUGUUCAAGCGAGCAGUCAAAAAUCUCAUGAACGAUCCUGAUCGCGGUGCGUUUGGCGAUAUCAUAAUUCUAGUUACCACGGUAUUUCAAUGUCCUGAAAUAUUUUCCAAUCGGCGUGAUGAACGCUGCUCCGAGAAUUAUUCACAUCAGUCCCAUGAAUGGCAUCUUCCUGAAAAAAGACCUCGUAAAAUCUGUCCCGAUGGUCCGCAGUCGACACUUGAAUGCACGCCUAUCGGGUCCGAAUUUCCACGUCACAACUGGAAGUGUCGUUUGGUAUACUUCAUUACGAAGAGCUUUCCGUCAAAUUUGACCGAGCAGACCAUUUCACUAGGCGAUCAUCAAACCGGUUCCUCCUUCAAUCUUUUAUUUGGUCAUUUGUAA